GGAGGUGCUCAACUUGCAAAAGGCUGGAUUUGAAAAAGUGGCAGGGGAAAAAAAACGUGCUUGGGGGGUGGGGGCGAAUCUCAGAGGGACCCACAUUUCUGCAAAUGAGUACUUUCUCGCUGCAUAGAGUUGUCAAGAAUCCCCCGAACCAUACAGGACAAGAGAUCCUUUUGGGGGGUUUCGCCCCCGCUCUCUGCUUGUUUUAAACUUUGGGGAGCUCGAGAGCGAAGGACGGGCAGCCUCAGGAAUCGAGGAGCCCCGAGGCUUCCCUCCCUCCCAAUCCUCCUCCUCCCUCCCAUGGAAGUCCAGGGGGCUUUCCCAGCCUGUGGAAGACUGGGUGACUGGAGGCGGAGGAAAAGCAGCAGGAGCAGCCGCAGCAGCACAUGAAUCGCCUCCGUAGUGCAAAGAAGCCCUCGCUUCGCUCGCUCUCGCUCUCCUCCACGGUGCGCUCUGCGCAGAGGGAGCCGCGCCGACCAAACCCAAGCCGCAAACUUGGAGCGGCGGGGCUGGUUGCUGGUGUCAAUCCGUCGGUCUGCAAGAGCCCAUCGCGGCUUCCCUGCUGCCCCGCUGAAGAGGCACAAUUUCAGUAGAAGACAGUAUCCAGGGAACCCACCUUUCUCUUGGAGAUGCACAUUGGUUGUUGCUAAGAUUGCUUCCACAAUAACAUGUGCAUCCUGUUUACACCUUCAUCUGAAGAAGCUGGACUUGGCUAGUAUCAUCGGCUUCACCUGGGGAGCUGUAGAAGAAGUGUUGGUUUCCCCGCUUCCCUCUUCAAUCCUGCCAUUUCUCCUGGGAUCCUCUGUUUUUCCCUGAGGUAUUGGCCUACUGGCUGUAGAACUGGGCUGCUUUCUGGAAGGAACACCGAAGUUUCUAUUGCCUGCUGCGAUUUCAUAAAGAUAAGGAGCAAGACUGGUAAAGAAGUCACACACAUCCUUUCUUGCACUGUUUCUUGUUGAACUUGCCAGGGAUUUUUUUGUCAAGAUGACGAACAACUCUGCAGAUCACCAUCCCGGGAACUCGGUUGCUGAGGGCAACCAUGAGGGGGACUUUGGUUGCUCCGUAAUGGACCUGCGGAACCUCAUGGAACUUCGCAGCUCAGAGGCAGUCAGCAGGAUAAAUGACACCUAUGGGGGAGUGCAUAACAUUUGCAAGAGAUUGAAGACCUCGCCUGUGGAAGGCCUGUCAGGGAACCCUGCUGAUCUCGAGAAAAGAAGGCAAGCGUUUGGCCAGAACUUCAUUCCACCAAAAAAGGCCAAAACCUUUCUACAGUUGGUUUGGGAAGCGCUUCAGGAUGUCACAUUGAUCAUCUUGGAAAUUGCAGCCAUAAUCUCCCUGGGUCUGUCUUUCUAUCGCCCUUCUGAUGGCAACAAUGAUCAGUGUGGGCAAGCAACAGGUGGAGUAGAAGAUGAGGGUGAGUCCCAGGCUGGCUGGAUUGAAGGAGCAGCGAUCCUCUUCUCAGUUAUCAUUGUGGUGCUGGUUACAGCCUUCAAUGACUGGAGCAAAGAGAAGCAGUUCCGGGGCCUCCAAAGCCGCAUCGAACAGGAGCAGAAGUUCACAGUUAUCCGCAAGGGGCAGGUUAUCCAAAUCCCUGUGGCUGAGAUUGUGGUGGGGGACAUUGCUCAGAUCAAGUAUGGGGACUUGUUGCCAGCAGAUGGAAUCCUGAUCCAAGGCAAUGAUCUCAAAAUUGAUGAGAGCUCUCUAACAGGGGAAUCAGAUCAAGUGAAGAAGUCUCUAGAUAAGGACCCCAUGCUGCUUUCUGGUACUCAUGUGAUGGAAGGCUCUGGUCGAAUGGUGGUCACAGCUGUGGGUGUCAACUCACAAACUGGAAUAAUUUUCACUCUUCUGGGAGCAGGGGAAGGAGAUGAGGAGAAGAAGAUCAAGAAAGGUAAAAAACCAGGAGUCCCUGAAAAUCGCAACAAAGCAAAAACUCAGGAUGGUGUGGCCCUGGAGAUCCAGCCACUGAAAAGCCAAGAAGGGGUGGAAAAUGAGGAGAAGGAGAAGAAGAAAGUGAAGAUCCCGAAGAAGGAGAAGUCUGUACUUCAGGGGAAACUCACCCGCUUGGCAGUUCAGAUUGGAAAAGCAGGACUAAUCAUGUCAGCCAUCACUGUCAUUAUCCUAGUGCUGUAUUUUGUGAUUGAUACCUUUGGGAUUCAGGGAAGGAGCUGGACAGCUGACUGCACCCCUAUCUACAUCCAGUAUUUUGUCAAGUUCUUCAUCAUUGGUGUCACCGUGCUAGUAGUGGCUGUGCCUGAGGGCUUGCCCUUGGCUGUCACCAUCUCUUUGGCUUACUCUGUGAAGAAAAUGAUGAAAGAUAACAAUUUGGUUAGGCACCUGGAUGCUUGUGAGACCAUGGGCAAUGCUACUGCUAUCUGCUCAGACAAGACUGGUACCCUCACCAUGAACCGUAUGACUGUGGUGCAGGCCUAUGUGGGUGAUACCCACUACCGACAGAUCCCUGACCCUGACGUCAUCCUUCCUAAGACCCUGGACCUCAUUGUCAAUGGUGUUGCAAUCAACUCUGCUUAUACUUCCAAAAUCCUGCCACCAGAAAAAGAAGGGGGCCUCCCACGCCAGGUUGGAAACAAGACAGAAUGUGCACUUUUGGGCUUUGUUCUGGACUUGAAACAGGAUUAUCAAGCAGUCCGCAACGAGGUACCUGAGGAAAAACUCUACAAGGUCUACACCUUCAAUUCUGUCCGUAAGUCUAUGAGCACGGUGCUGAAGAAUCCCGAUGGAAGCUUUCGCAUGUACAGCAAAGGAGCUUCUGAGAUCAUCCUGCGCAAAUGCACAAAGAUCUUGGACAAAGAUGGGGAACCCCGAAUAUUUAAGGUGAAGGAUCGGGAUGAGAUGGUGAAAAAAGUCAUCGAGCCAAUGGCUUGUCAUGGGCUGCGUACUAUUUGUCUGGCCUACCGGGAUUUCCCUGCUAGUGUUGAGCCUGACUGGGAUGCUGAGAAUGAGAUCCUGUCUGACCUUACCUGCAUCACUGUGGUGGGCAUUGAGGACCCAGUUCGGCCAGAGGUGCCUGAAGCUAUCCAGAAGUGCCAGCGUGCUGGUAUUACAGUUCGGAUGGUUACAGGUGACAAUAUCAACACAGCACGUGCCAUUGCCACCAAGUGUGGGAUCUUAUUGCCUGGGGAGGACUUCUUGUGCCUGGAAGGGAAAGAAUUCAACCGGCUUAUCCGCAAUGAGAAAGGAGAGGUGGAACAAGAGCAACUGGAUAAGAUCUGGCCCAAGCUACGAGUCUUGGCCCGGUCUUCCCCCACAGAUAAACAUACGCUUGUGAAAGGUAUUAUUGACAGCACCACUGGAGAACGAAGAGAGGUAGUAGCUGUAACUGGCGAUGGCACCAAUGAUGGCCCAGCCUUGAAGAAAGCAGAUGUGGGAUUUGCUAUGGGCAUUGCUGGAACAGAUGUUGCUAAAGAAGCCUCAGACAUCAUCCUGACAGAUGAUAACUUUACAAGUAUUGUCAAGGCAGUUAUGUGGGGACGCAACGUGUAUGACAGCAUCUCCAAAUUCCUGCAGUUUCAGCUAACAGUCAAUAUAGUUGCUGUCAUUGUGGCUUUCACAGGUGCUUGUAUCACACAGGACUCUCCUCUCAAGGCCGUCCAGAUGUUGUGGGUAAACUUGAUCAUGGAUACCUUUGCCUCAUUAGCCCUUGCCACUGAACCCCCAUCAGAAUCCUUGCUCUUGCGCAAGCCAUAUGGCCGCAACAAACCACUUAUUUCCCGCACCAUGAUGAAGAACAUCCUGGGGCACGGUGUGUACCAGCUCACCAUUAUCUUCACGUUGCUCUUUGCAGGUGAGAAGUUUUUUGACAUAGACAGUGGUCGGAACGUUCCACUCCAUUCCCCACCGUCUGAGCACUACACCAUCGUCUUCAACACUUUUGUCAUGAUGCAGCUUUUCAAUGAGAUUAAUGCUCGUAAAAUCCAUGGUGAGAGGAAUGUCUUUGAGGCCAUUUUCCGCAAUCCCAUCUUCUGCACAGUGGUGCUGGGAACUUUUGUUGCACAGAUCAUCAUUGUGGAAUUUGGUGGGAAGCCAUUCAGCUGUUCAGGGCUCACCUUGAGUCAGUGGUUCUGGUGUAUUUUCAUUGGUGUAGGUGAACUUCUUUGGGGGCAGGUGAUUUGCACCGUUCCAACCAACCAACUGAAGUUCCUGAAGGAGGCAGGACAUGGCAUUACCAAGGAGGAUAUUCCAGAGGAAGAACUACCAGAGGACCUAGAUGAAAUUGACCAUGCUGAAAUGGAGCUCAGACGGGGACAGAUCCUGUGGUUCCGGGGCCUCAACAGAAUACAGACUCAGAUGGACGUAGUUUACACAUUCCAGACCGGCGCCUCCUCUUUACAGGGAGCCCUCAGGAGACAGCCUUCCAUCGUGAGCCAACACCACGAUGUAAAAAAUGUUUCUAGCCCAACCCAUAUCAAAGUGGUGAAUGCAUUCCGUAGCUCCCUGUACGAAGGCCUCGAGAAACCCGAAUCCAGAAGCUCCAUUCAUAACUUCAUGACUCACCCAGAGUUCAUCCUGGAGGAAGAUGAGCCUCGGACCCCAUUCUUCGAUGGUGCCGAAGAAGACCUGGAAGAUGAAGAACUCAAAAAGCAAAGUGGAGAGAACCCAGGCGAGUCCUCACCCCUCAACAAAAAUAACAAUGCAGUGGACGGCGAUAUAGCUGAGGACACCAUUCCAGAUCUAGAAAGCCCUUUACACAGCUUGGAAACAUCGGUUUGACCUCUGAACUGUGAUCCUCCUGCUUUGUUCCCCCUCAUGCAACACAGGCACCUACAUCUGACCACACACUAUGGCCACUUCCUUUCUAAGGGUCAUAUAUAUAUAUUCCCUUGCCCCUUUCUCCCUUAAUAAUGAUUUAGCUGUAAGAACCCCAGGACCACAUGGUCAGAGUUUUGCUGCUUAGCAGUGAUUUGGGCAAAGGUGCCUCUCUCAAGUGAGAAACCAUCACAUUAAUACAUUUUCUCCUUGAUCUAACCACAUGUCAUUAGUAAUAGUUGUUUUGUUUGCAUGUUUAAAAGAAACAAGAUUCAGAUUAUCUGAAAGAGCUAUGUGACCAGCAUCUGAUGAUGCAGCUGUGCUAAUAGCUUCUUUUGUACUUGCAGAAUCUGAAUCAAAUAACUCCACACGUUAUUGAGGAACAGUUGGGAGAAUGCCAAGUGGAUGUAAUUCCUUUAUAGAGGAAAGUGAGGUCUUAGAUAUAAAAAGUGACCCAGUCUUCCAUUGUGGGGGCAGGGGGAAUGAUACAGGACUCCUAUCAUUUUUCUGUAUGCAUAUAUACUUCUUACUCUCUCUGUUUCCAUGGUAAUAUCAACCAAACAGGAGAUGAGGGUGACUUAAAAGGUCUUAAAAUGGAUGUAAUUGCAAAUAAGUGAUGUAGUUGCAGAUAAGGCAAAGCCACAAGGAGAUAUGUAUUCUCUGAGACUGAAAUUAGGUGGUACAUAACUAGGCAUGUGCUGGGUAUGAGUUAAGAGCAAAUUAUUUUGGAAGUCUAUAUUAGUAGAUCAGUCUGUGUAGGGGAGGUAUACUUUGAUUUGAUAUUUGCAAUUUUGUCUAUCCAGUCAAUAACUCUUAGGGCCUAUAAAGUAAAUAUCCCAAGUUCACCCCUGGUAAAGGAUGAUUCCAAAUAAGGUGGCCUAAAUGUAAGCUAUAACCCUGUCUAGUUUUAUGAAAGGUUGUUAUAGGGAUGGAGUAUUAUAAGGUAAUCUCUUCAAAGAGAUGAGAAAUUGUACAGCCAGUUCAGCUGUAAUCAUAAGCUGUCAGUCCCUAUAGUAACUAACUCCGUAAGGAAAACUGCAAGGCUUUAUAUAGCUGGGACGCUUUGGCCCUUUAUGCAUAGAAUGCUUGCCUUGGGAUUCUUCAUGAGCUCCUCAGUGCGCAGUACACUUGCACAGGGGUCUCCUUGCAGUUUUCUGUUUACACGCAAGGAGGCACUUUCUCCUGGGCAUGCAGUUUUUCUAUAGAGAACUGUUCAGGCCUGGUUCUCUUAACUCUGACCAUCAAGUGAUUCUUAAAGGUACAAAUCUUAAAAGGCACAGACCUCCUUACACCCAGUACUCAAAAUUGCUGGCUUAGCCUUUUAACUUGACUUUUAUCCAUAUUACUGUUCCAAAAAUAAUCCCUCCCUCCAAAUGAGAAAGCAAAGCAAUUCCGUGGACCACACACUAUCAAAAAAGGGGACAUAGAGCCCUGAUAUUCUGUCCCCCCUCCUUUCCUGCUGCUAUUGCUGGAGAAUAGAGAGGCUUGUUAUUUCCAAGCACUCUCUGUUCUUAUGUUGAGAUACCAAUCUAUCAACAUGAAAUGCAGAGGUUGGUGUGUUUUGGCUAAGCCUGUGUGAGUGAGCUUCUUUUCUUUAACUUGAACCAGACAGCAGCAUGGGUGGGGGGGAGUGCAGUGAGAUAGAAGGCAGUGCAAGGAAGAGGGAAGAUCUCCAGGGGAAAAUUGUGUUCACUGGCAAAUUUCCCCAUUCUGGCAACAAAGAAAAUUUAAAGUCAUGCUAAAAGUGGUCUCAUUUUGCUAUGAAAAGAAUGGAAAGUGAAAGCAGGGCUCCAGAAAAUAGGUCUGUACAAGAAAUCUUGCUGCCAUUGACAUUUGUCCCCAUCACAUAGCAAGCAGAUUGUGCAUAGUUGGCCUUUGUUUGUUAUAGUACACAGCACCUUCCUAGGGAUAAGGGUCAACAGUAAGGCUUUAUCAUGUUUCUCAUUAGGCAUGUCUUUCCUUCUCCUCGUACCAGAAAUGGCCUCUAUCACUUCCCAGUAUGGCUGCCUUUACCUAAUGAGAAGAAUACCAGAGAAGGUGAAUCUGGCUCUAGUGCUGAAUGCUGGUAGGGAGGGAGUGUUUCUGCAGCUUGGAGUAUGUUUCCUAGAAUCAAAAUGCUGACAGACCAAGAGAGAGUCAGGCUCCAGCCUUGCAGUUACAGACCUAUGGGGAGUCUCCACCUCCUCUGGCAUGUCUAACCAAGGGCAAGAUUAGAUGAGAAGGACAGGAGGCCACAAAUCUUUUAUUGGAAAUAUGGUAGUUCUUAAAAUGACUGGGUGGACCUCUAUCACUACAAAAUGUUUUGCUUCAUCCUUGCAACCAUCUCUCAAAAUGUUGGUACUACCUGGAAGCAAAGAGAGAACAUGUAUGUUAGUAGCUGCACUAAAGGUUUCAUUGCCUGGUUGCCUUCCCAGUGUUGAAAUGUAUACAGCUCUCCUUUGUGGUGGCUAUUGCUUCCUUUUUUCUUUUUCUUUUAAAUAACGCACAGCAAAAACUUCUGUGCCUUGUUUAAGCACUGCCCAAAGCACCGCCUGCCACAUGGAAGCCUGGUACUUUGCCAAGAGAUAAAGUGUUCCUUAAGCAAAAAUGAAACUUAAUGGCAUGUUUGGAUUUUCUUUCAACAACCCCCUUCACCUUCCAGAUUGGUCACUGAAUUUCAUCACAAGUUCACGGUAGACCGAUGGAAAUUUCUUAUUCUGAUGUAAAGAGGACUUGAAUGCCAGGCUCAGUCAACUGCCAAUAUCCAGGGGGGAAAUACCCAUCAUCAGCCAUCUUAAUUGAGAAUAAGCCACCAUACCAUCCCUCAUCCACUUAAUUUCCUUCCAGAUAUAUCCACUUCAUUCCUUUCAUCUGAACUGUACACACUGGGUGGAAUGGGGCGGGGCGGGGCGGGGACUGCCAUCUUUGGCUAUGAGAUCUACUAGAUUUUUUUAAAAAAACUCUAAUUUAGUUAUGUUCUAAGGGUUACACUGCUUCAAAGGUCAUUUUUCUAUUUUAAAGACUUGCAAAAAAUGGUGGUGUUAAGUGCUUGCAUAAAUAUUUAUGAAAUAUUUUGGGGAGGGAGGGGACACUGAUUUUUUUAUUUGUUUGAUAUUUUUAUUACCUCAAACGUUUUGGAAGGAAAAAAAAACACUGUGGCACUUAGAGUCACUCCCAGAAAAAUCUGUAAUUGACAGGUUGCAUUGAGGGGUCUGGCCUAUGUUUUAGUUCAUACAUUUUUCUUUCUUGUAUCUAGCUUCCUCACUUAAAGGAGGGUGGGAGAGGGAAAUAAUUAUAUAAAUAUUAUGCAAAAAAUAUAUAGUUUUCUUUAGAUCAGAAACAGAUAAGUCAGCCAUAUGUAUUUUGUUUAAAGGAAACAAAGCUGUGAGUUAUGUCACUGCAGUGGAAUGUGGUCACAUGGCUGGCAGUUGAAACUUAAUGAUUGGUCAGACUCCAGCUAGCUUCCUUUCUCUGAACAGCCAUCUUUGUACUAAAGUCAGUUGUGUUAUACAGAAAUGUUUUUAUAUAAAUUAUGUUGGUAUGGCUGGUUGCUUAAAGUAUAAGUGUUUAUUGUGCAUAUAUUUUAAUGUAAUUUCUUUCUAUUUUAGUUUUUAUGAUAAACUGGCAGCAAUUGACUGGGCUUAAGUUAUUAAGGACCCAUACAAUAUUUGGUGGUGAUGCAAUGCUUUAGAUAAGACAUGGCCUCCAAUCAACAGAUACAUGUGUGCAUACACUUAUCAAUCAAAUCGCUGGCAUUUGGGGGUUUCACAGCACUGGUCACUUGCUUGGAGAGUAGAGGGGAAAGGGGGGAGGACCUUGAUGCAGUUCCUUCAUUUUCACAGACAGAUUGAUUGAUAGUACUGUUAUAAUUGGACUGUGCCAGCCACCUGUCAGGGAAAAGGCAUGCAGAUCCAAGCCAGCAGGGAUCAGCACAGUCAUCCCCAGGUAUGGGAAGUAGGUUUUUUAAAACUUCACAUAGCAUCCUUUGUGUAUAUUUGGAUUGUACCCAAACAAGGUUAUACACUCAUGGAAGCUUGCUUCAGUGUGCAAUCUAACCUUUUUGGAUCAGGAUAGUGGUAGACUAUAAUUUUUCUGAAAAUAUACCUUGAAGGACUAAAAGGUCUUUACUGCCAAUAGAGUGAGCAAGAGAGGGAAGAAUAAUUGAUUGUGUCAUGCCAUACAGGAAAUGAGGUAAUAUCCUGUGAGGUGUGUUAGUUUGCUUGGGAAUGCUGUGUUUUUUUAAGAAAAGGAAAAUUCCUUGAACAUAGUUUUACAUCCAGUUCUUAAUAGUAGAAAUUUAUUCUUUUGUUAAAUAAAUUGGCAGAUUGGUACCAAAGACAUCACUUCCUGUGUGCAAUGGAGAAUAUCCAUUUUUAGGGUUAUGAUUAUAUAAUUGGUUCUUUUUAUUGAUUUGCACAGGGAUCUGACUUAAUUUUUCAAAAGUUUGUGCAAUAAGUUUUAAGAAAAUAUUAUUUAAAAAAAAGAUGACAAUUCCAGAAGAAAAACAAAUCUAAUGGUAAUUUUAGCCAUGGGCACGUAUAGACAAAAAUACAUAUGCCAACCAUGCUUACGAGUGGCAUUUAUAUAGUAGUUCAAACUUCUGCAUAUGCUUCACUUGCCUCUUUCACAUGCCCACCAGGUAAGGUGGGGCUGAAGCAAAAUGUAGGACCCAUGAAGUGAGUCCAGCUCAAUAGGCCUGUUUGCAAGGGUUUGUAUUCAAAGAAUCUGUCUUUCCCACAAAAUUCCCCCUCCCCAGUUCAGCAAAUGUUUCUGAUCUACUUUGCUUUUAUGUGAUAUAAGAGUAAAUGGUUGAGAUUGUUGCAGGGUUGAUACCAGUCACAGCUUUAAAGUGGAAGAAAUGUAGGUUCCAUAUGUGUCCUGGAAGUGUUACAUGUCCACAUUUCUGCUGUUCCCAUUAAUUCAAGAGGCCAUAAGUCAUCUUACUUCUUUACAAGGGUCCUCUUGACAGGGAAUUUUCAGCAGAAAUACUUGAUGAACAAAUGGUAUCAUGAGUAGAGAGAGUAUUGCUUGAACUAUCUCCUCCUUGUGUGUGAUGCUUUUAUGCCAACCUCAAUAUUCCUUUGUAGCCAAUGCAGUUGUAACCCAUUGUUCUCUUCUCAUUCUUGGUUGUGCUUUAUGGUGGCAAUAUCCUAUUAACCAAAAAGAAGAAUCCAAACUACAAAUUCAUGUACCCUUUAACAUUCCCAUGGCUAAGAUUACUUGUUUUGUUUUUUUCUGACCAUAAAUAAAUAUAUAUACACUAUUAGACUUAAUAUUUGUAUAUAUAUUUAUCUAAAUAAGAAACUUUUCUAAACAAGCAUGCAGAUAAGAAUUUAUGGGUUUUUCCCUUUUUUCAGUAACUAGUAUGAUAAGCACUGGUAUUUUUGUAUAAAAAAUUAAAAAAACAAAAGACUGAAUAUUAUGUGGUAUGCAUGACAUUAAAAAAAAUGGUGGUUUCAAAGCAAUAUGUACCCUGGUGUGUUUGCCAUAUUCUAGAGUCCAGCUUAAAGUGCACCUGAUCUGUAAUUGCAUUUUGAUAUUAUUUAAUCUCUAUGUACAAUGUUUUGCAUGUAUUUAUAUGGUUCUUGGGAAGAAAUUUUGGGGUUGGGGGGCAGAACUAUGGGAUUGGGAUGAUUGUCAUCUAGUUUCUUCUGAAACAUUUGAAACUUCAAACGUAGAUAAUGACUGAGAACAGGACGGGGAAACCAAGCCAAAUUUUUUUUAAGGUGCAGCGGGGGGGGGGGGGCAUGUUUUGAAUUAAUAAAGCUUUUUUGCUGUUGAGCAGAAACAAUGCGCGAGUGCGUUGAGAGAAUAAACUGUGCCCACUUGUAACUGUGAUGUCUUCAAUACAUGUCCCACCACUUUAUGAAGUCACUGAUCAUCUAUUGAAGCUGAGAUAAAGGAUAACCUCAAUGAAUGUAGACGUCUUGACCUGGAGUCAAAUCAUAGUGUAAAACUUAUGCUGAUGUAUUUCAAAAAAAGCUAAACUAAAGUCUUAUCAGUUUUGUAAAGUUACCCAUAUCCAGUGUGCAGACAUGCACAACCUGUUUUGUGCCACUUCUAGCUUCUAUUUGGUCUCAGCAAGGUCCAGAAAGAGCCAUCAAAUACUAGUUGAAACUAAAGAUAUGCAUACCAGCUCUCUAGAAGAGAAUUUUAGCAGAAAACAGAAAAAUACAAUUUUUUGACAAAUGUGCAUUUUUUAAAAAAAAAAUGGGCCCAGAAAAUAGAGGGAAAACAUAAAUAAGUAUAUUAAAUUUAAAGUAGCUCUCCAAUUUGUAAUGAUUAUACAUACGAUAGUAUUUGUAAGCAAGUUACUAAUGUUAUUUAUUUCUAACACUUUUGGACUGGAUCCUGUCUUCCACUAAUGGAAGUCACUUCCAUCAUUUCCUCCCCACACUGUUCCAGGGAAAUCCAUUGACCUUCAAAGGUAUAAUUGUGAAGGGGGGAGGGAGGGAGCAGGCUGCAGCAGGAACUAGGAGAUUUGAAAGUUUUCUUCUGGUGGCGCUAGUUGGGCCCUAUAGCUUUGUUUCCAAGAAAGUCCAACAUUAUGUCCAUAAAUAAAAAAUAUUUGAUGUGUGUAGUUUCUUACAUGGAAGAAAUCUUUUUUGCUUCCAAUAACACCUAAAUGAGCAUACAACUAUAAUAACUCAGUUUAUAUACCAGUAUUUGAGCAUUUAAUACUAACAUAAUAAAUGUACACUGCUUUGGACAGUGUAGUGUAGAUGCAGCCAGUAGAUUCCAAGAUUUUAUGCAUGCUUCCAAUAAAACCAGAAAAGUACAAAAUUGAUGCAUAUACUUUUAUCACAAACGGAAUGAAGGCUAAUUGCCUUACCCCAAGGCAUGGUUUCACAGUACACAUGCAUUAUUUUUGACAAUAUAGCUGUCCCACAAGUUGGUACAUGUGCAGCUUCAAAAUUGAGCAUAUAAAGACCCUCUGAGGCCAUUUUGCUCAAGGAAAACAGCAUGGGGCAAAAGCCAAAGCUCUUCCUACAGGUUGCACUCUCAAUCCAAAUCAUACUCUAGGUCACUUGGGAAAUUUGUUUCCUGCUACCAGUAGUAAGAUUUGGCACUGAUGUGGUCGAAUGGGAUUGUCCAGUAUCAUGUCUGAAGUGGUCCAUGUUAUCCCAACAGAAAGUGAUGUGUUUGCUAUAUGUGAGUUUUGCAUUCUUCAAGAUAUUUGGGGGAGGGUUGAUUUUUUUGAACAAUGAAGACAUUCACAAACAUUAGGAUAACAUUCUACCAAAUUUCAGCGUAGUGAUAGGCCAGAAUAUAAAAAUAAUUAUUCAACAGCAGUGGAAAAUUAAUAAUUAAUACCCAAUGAGGGCUAGUGUUGAACUCUGCAAAUACCAUUCCAUACGUAGCAAACCUGAGAUUGGAAGGGAUGUUUACACUUUACCCCAAGUUUCUUCAUGCUUUAGACAACCUAUAGAUUAGAUCAGAAUUUGUAGGGGACCAGUAAGGUAAUGAAUGCUACUAGACUUUCCCCUGGCAUGAGACAUGUCUCUCAUGAUGACACUUCUUAAAUUACAAAGGUAUUAUUUGAGGUAAACCCCAACUUCUUUCAGGACAUGCUUCUUAAGAAACCAAUAGUUAAAUAAAAAGGCAUUCUUUGGUCACAUUCAAGUUUCCAGAUUGGUAAACAAGGGGAUGCAAAUACUGGAUUUUGACUUUAAUAGGGAAAUUAGCAGGUUCUGGUUGUUCCUUCACUGUACCAACAAGAUAGAAGAGGCUACAUCUGCAAAUUCAGUUUCCUGUACAACCUUUUUAAAAAAGAAAGAAAAUCCUAGAAUUAAUCUGGCACCCUUCUUGAGUUCUGUGCACAUUUUGAUUAUUUUGCCUACCAAGCUUCUGGCCAUGGCCUUAUUCCUAAGAUCAUUCUAUGUGCUGUGGUUUGAAUAAGACUGAAUAUGCAGAAAGUCAAGUUUCAUGUGGCCCACUAUCAUAAUUUAAAGGCUGUUAAGCAGACUGUGUGUGUGAUAUUGACACGACAGUGGCUUUCAACAUCCAUAGACAUAUGGACAUAAACAAAAUGCUGGAUCUCAUAGCACCUUGCACAAGCAGUGUUUUUUGUACACUCAAUGCCUCAUCUAACGGAUUCACAUAAAGCUAAAACAAGUGACCAAAUAUACAAUGCAGAAGUUUUUGGAAGCCUAGCAAAAUAAUUUGUUAAAACUGAUCUCAGGCUGAGUGGGGGAAAAGAAGCUGUGGUUUUCCAAAGGGUCAUGAUCUUCUCGGUACUCUACUUUUUAUGAUAUUGCAGAUUUAUUUGCAACAAACCUCUGAACCAAAUGUGUGCUUGGCAGGAUAUUAGAUGAUUGCAAGUCCUACAGUAGUAACCCUGGGCUUUAAAAAACAUCAAGGUUAGAAAAAGACUCUAAUGAAAAGUAGUGUAUAGCUACAGAGCUAAGUAUUUUCCUUAACUGACUGCCUUUUCUAUGCUGCUAUACAAACAUGCCAAAUUCCUUGUGGCUUGACUUUUACUUUCAAAUAGCUAAUUAAUGAUUCACAUGAGCAUUGUCUGAUCUCUGUGGCCUAUGUGCUCUGUGGUUCUUUACUGUGUCACCUGUGCUACUUGUGCCAUAAUUUAGUAGAUGUGAAAGCUGCCAUCUCUGUGCCUUUCAACCAGCCCACCACUGCCCAACCUCACUGUUCUCUCUUCUGUGGAAUUGACAGUGCUGGUUCUUUGCAGCUACUGCUUCGUAAGACUUGAACGAUUUGAGACUUAAGGUUGCAAUCAAUUCUAGUAAUAUCAUAUUAGCAAGCUGGAUUCUGGAUCAGAUGGACAAUAGGUUAAUGCCUUUUAAAGGGCCUUUUAAAUCGUUUCAUUUUAAUGGCACACAGUUCAGACUUCCAUUGGGAACCUGCUGCAAGUGCAGGAUAUGAGGGAAUUACAUAGAAUAAUAGCUAGACCAGAGAUCUUCACAGCACAUUUCUUUUUUUAACCAUAAUUGUUGACAAUCAUAGUCAAACUAUAUUUCAUGUAAGGCCACCUUUCAGUUGGUUCAAAUAAUUAAAUUUCCAUUGGGUCCAAACAUUUUUGUUAACAUCUGCCCAAAUGAACCAAGCAGGAUAUUCUGUAGAAUUUGUUUGCCUUAAAAUGGGCUGGCGUGCAAUCUCCACGUAAAUAGAAUGAGAAGUGCAAAACAGUAUUGUUUGGUGGUCUGGAUGAAUUUCUUGGCAAAUGCAUCUCUUUUGAUACAGGUGAGAGUCAUUUUAUUUCACCUGGUGAUCUGAACUGAAAGCCGGUGGACUGUAGCAGACCUUGAGAAAGCAAACUUUCAGAACAAGGCUGCUUGCCAGUUGUUCCCCGAAAUCAAACCCUUGGGUGCCCAAAGAAUGCUUGCUUGGAAAACAUAUUUUCAUCCAGUAAUAGUUGGAGAGGAGAUCUGUAGCUUAAGAAAAAAGUAGUUGUACCUAAUUAAAAAAUAAGGUAAGAUCUUUAUCUAUUGAAAUAGCUCACAAUAAUUACCAAAUUUGUAAGGUGCUUGGAUUUGUUCCCUUUCAUAAAUUCACCUUCAAAUAGUAUAGGCCUAGAUGCAGAGAGGAAUCAAAUCUGCCCAUUGGCAUGUGAAGCAGACUUGUGGGAGAGGGGAAUGAAAUCAUCUGUCCAUAAAGAGCUAGAGCCAUUUCUGAGGAGACGUCUGGCAAUCAAAAGCUGCUCCUUAGCUAUGUCCCAGUUUGUGACCAUGGGUUACACCAAUACCAAGUGCUUUGGUCUUGGUGAACUGCUACAUU
This is a messenger RNA of Sphaerodactylus townsendi, 14475 nucleotides long. It is a transcript of the gene ATP2B4, whose product is annotated as ATPase plasma membrane Ca2+ transporting 4. Gene Ontology annotation, biological process: calcium ion transmembrane transport; regulation of cytosolic calcium ion concentration. The transcript is spliced from 22 exons. Bases 982 to 4725 code for a protein of 1247 amino acids. Gene Ontology annotation, molecular function: ATP binding; P-type calcium transporter activity; PDZ domain binding. The record is from RefSeq and is a predicted model, not a curated record. Gene Ontology annotation, cellular component: intracellular membrane-bounded organelle; membrane. Lineage: Eukaryota; Metazoa; Chordata; Lepidosauria; Squamata; Sphaerodactylidae.